Molecule: messenger RNA, 2070 nt
Organism: Diospyros lotus (date-plum)
Lineage: Eukaryota; Viridiplantae; Streptophyta; Magnoliopsida; Ericales; Ebenaceae
Product: heavy metal-associated isoprenylated plant protein 32-like
Exons: 3
Coding region: 427-1893 (488 amino acids)
Molecular function (GO): metal ion binding
Source: RefSeq, a predicted model, not a curated record
GGCCAAAACCAUGGUGUCUGAGGCUUUUGUCUGUCUCUCUCUUUCUCUCUCUCUCUUUCCAACUCUGAAAUAGAGGAAGCAGAGAGUUUAAUGUCCACCCACCGCUUCUGAACUCUCUCUCUCUCUCUGUGAAAGACUGAAUCUUGUAGUUGUCUCUAAAGCUUUGGUUGCGCGGAGGCUUAGGCCCAUUUGCUGUCUCACAUUUUCCCCUCUCUGCGCGUUUCGGUUGAGUGAGGCCCAGAACAGAGAACAGAGAAGAACGCCUUGAGGAUCAUUUUCUCUUCUUUUAUUUUUCUUUGUAAUUUCUUCAUCCUUUUCCUGUUUGUUUUUCUAGCCCUUUUCUGUUUCUCUCAGAUCUGUUUGCGACCUACCAUUUCUCUGUCCUAAUUAGUGUACCCUUCUGGUUGUUCUGUUACGACGGAAGAGAUGAGUAAAGAGGAGUUUUUGAAGAUCCAGACUUGUGUUCUGAAGGUGAACAUACACUGUGAUGGGUGUAAAAGCAAAGUGAAGAAAACGUUGCAGAAAAUUGAUGGGGUUUACAAAAUCCUUAUCGACUCAGAGAUGGGAAAGGUAACUGUAUCAGGAAAUGUAGACCCAGCCACCCUGAUCAAGAAGCUUGGAAAGAGUGGCAAACAUGCAGAGCUAUGGGGACCUCCAAAGGCCAACCAAGGCAACCAGAAUCAGCUCAAUGCCCAGUUCAAGAACCAGCAUAGUGACAAUGGCAAAAGUGGGAAUAAGGGCCAAAAGGGCGGUGGUAACCAGCAGAAGGCUGGUGCUGGAGGCGGCGGCGGACAACCCGGCCUGAAUCCCCAGCAGCUGCAGCUGCUGCAGAUGAAAGGGUUUCAAGACAUGAAGCUGCCCCAAUUGAAGGACCUGAAAAUGCCCUUCUCCAAGGACCAGAACCAGAAGGCUGUGAAGUUCAACUUGCCUGAGGAAGAUGAUAUGAGUUAUGAUGAAUUUGAUUGUUUUGAUGACGAGGAUUACGAUGACGACGAUGAGUUGGAUGAUGAAUUCGGUGGUGCCCUUAACCCUGCUCCCAACAAGAUGAAACCCAUCAUGGGAAACGGCCAAAUGCCUAACUUGAUGAUGCUGAACGGGCAGCAGCUUCCUCCUCAGUUUAUGAAUGCUCAGGCCAAGGGCGGCAACGGUGCUAACAACAAUGGAGGAAAUGCCAAGAAAGGUGGUGGCGGAAAUGUCCCUAUUCAGGUGAAUGAUGGGAAGAAUGACCAUGGCGGAAAGAAAGGCGGUGGCGGUGGCAAAAAUGGGGGUAAGAAUGGUGGUGGCAAUCCGGGAGAGGGUAAAAAUGGUAACAACAGUGGUGGGGCCCAGAGCAAGAAUGGGAACGGCGGCCAUGGAGGUGGUGGUGGCGGCAAUUGCAACAAUAAUGGCAAUGGGGGCAAGAAAGGGGGUGGGAUUAAUGAUGGUGUUCAAGGCUUGCCCAACAUGGGCAGCGGGUUCCAGGGCAUGGCUGGUGGUCACAUGGGCCAGAUAGGGGGCAUGCCCAUGGGCCCGAUGGGCCACCUCCCGAUGGGCCAGAUGAGCCACCUCCCAAUGGGCCAAAUGGGCCAAAUGCCAGCUGUCCAAGGCCUUCCUGCCGGCCCGUUGAACGCUGGCGGCGGCGGAGGAGGAGGUGUUGGUGGUUACUUAAACGGCGCCGGGCAGGAGGGCCUGGCGGGGAACUCGUACCAGCAGCAUUUGGCGGCGGCGAUGAUGAACCAGCAGAGGGCAAACGGGAACGAGAGGUUCCAGCCGAUGAUGUACGCCCGGCCACCGCCGGCCGUCAACUACAUGCCGCCGCCAUACCCGUAUCCCUACCCGUACCCACCUCCGCCCGACCACCCGUAUACCCAUGCCUUCAGCGACGAGAGCACCUCAAGCUGCAGUGUGAUGUGAAUUUGCUGAGUGUGGUUGUGGGUGGAGGUGGAGCUUUUUGCCGAGGGGUAUAGCUCUCACUUCAGUCAAGUUAUAGUGGAAGAAGAAGAAGAAGAAGUCGUCUUGACGCCAUAUAAAAAUUACAUGGAAAUGGGUUUUCGUCUCAGUUUCUUAGUUUUGCUUUCUCCCCUUUAAUUU